AUGUCGACGGCUGCGGAAAAGGCAAACCUUGCGCGCAUACGAGACAACCAAAGACGAUCCCGCGCUCGGAGAAAAGAGUACCUUCAAGAGCUCGAGGCACGAUUGCGCCAAUGUGAGCUCCAAGGCAUUGAAGCAUCCUCUGAAAUUCAGUUGGCAGCAAGGAGAGUAGCAGAUGAGAACAAGAAAUUACGAAGUCUGCUAGCACAACAUGGAGUAGGAAAUGAAAUGGUGGAAACAUAUCUACAAAUGAAUUCCGAAGAUUUAAUGAUAUCGGCGCAAUAUGGGAGUGAGAGUCCUUCGGUACAACAGUUAGAACAAUUACUUCAGGCGAGGAAAUUAUGUUGUGCAGAUGGAAGUAUAGGCCCAACGAGUACAACAACGAUGGGGCAGACGAUUCAAAGUCGAGAGAGUUCUUACAGUGGAAAUACUGUCCAUUCGGUAUGGGAUCCAGUACAGCCCUCACGGAGUAUGAGCGUAGGGCAGACACCAACAUCGACCGGCAAAGCAUUUUCACAGGCGCAACAGUUUAUGAGUCCAAGAAGAAGUAGCGCGGCAAGUCGACACAGUAGUAUCAGUCAAAAUCAUAGCACGGCUGGAACUGUUCACACUCGACAACAACAGCAACAGCAACAAAGAUUCAAUAUGACACCAAUAUCACUACCAAACUCACAACAGCAGAACACACCAUCGAGUCUCUCCAUCCAAUCUCCGCAAAUCUACGAAUUCGAGUCGCAAUAUAUAUCAAACCAAUCUUACAAUACACUUUCCCCACAGACCCCUCAAAUGCAUUCCCAUCUACAAUCCCACACAAAUUCGAAUCCCAAUUCUCGUUCAUCAGUCUCAUCUCAUCAAAUCUCACCCCCAAUAUCAUCAACAUACACGAAUACACCUUCCGAGAACAACGGAACCAACCUGAACAGUUGCGUAUUUGCAACCGAUAUGAUAACGACCAUGGCCGGCGGCGACCCCGCCGUAGUUCGCGCUGAAUUGGGCUGCGUGCCCGGUAUGGAUUGUAAUGUAGACAACCAGUUAGUCUUCCAUGUAAUGGACCGAUAUACCGAAAAUGGAGUAGGCUUAUGA
This is a messenger RNA of Botrytis byssoidea, 1080 nucleotides long. RefSeq lists its product as uncharacterized. NCBI's taxonomy places the organism in Eukaryota, Fungi, Ascomycota, Leotiomycetes, Helotiales, Sclerotiniaceae. The transcript has 2 exons. The coding region runs from base 1 to 1080 and encodes 359 amino acids. The record is from RefSeq and is a predicted model, not a curated record.